This is a messenger RNA of Tribolium madens (black flour beetle), 855 nucleotides long. Its product is annotated as serine protease 3-like. Bases 39 to 824 code for a protein of 261 amino acids. The transcript has 3 exons. Gene Ontology annotation, molecular function: serine-type endopeptidase activity. Gene Ontology annotation, biological process: proteolysis. NCBI's taxonomy places the organism in Eukaryota, Metazoa, Arthropoda, Insecta, Coleoptera, Tenebrionidae. The record is from RefSeq and is a predicted model, not a curated record.
AACCUGAUUUGUUUCUUUUGUUCAGUCAGAAAACUAUAAUGGUACCACUACUAUUUCCAUUUUUAUUUACUUUUGCCACUUGUGCCCUUAACCCUGUAACCCGAUUUGCAAAUCCGGGUGAAUUUCCGUAUGUUGUAUCGAUCCGGAUUGCUUCAAAUAAUUUACAUUUUUGUGUUGGUACCGUCAUUGGUGCCAGAUGGGUACUAUCGUCUGCAAUUUGUUUUACACCUCAACAUUCCUCAAAGCAAAUAGUGAAUAGUACCGAUUUGCUAGUAUAUAGUAACACCAUUAUGAGUGGUGGUACCAUCGGUAACCACAACUACGGUAAAAAUUUGGUUCUUCAUCCAGGGUUUGUUAACACCCCUCAGGUCAUACGUAACGACAUUGCCCUUCUCGAGGUCAAAAAUUCGUUCUACUGGUGGUGGCAGAAAAAAUUAGGUCUUGGUACCGUUAAACCCAUUUCAAUCGCAAGACAUGUUUUAGGGUCAGAUGGUCUUUCCCUAGCUUGGAGUACCUUAACAACAGACUUGAAAAAGUUAGUUUCACCAAAAUUGACCGUUUUUCGCUUAUCAACCACCGCAAGUACCACCAAUGGGUGUACCAACAGCGACGAAUUUAUUUGUACCAUCAACAAACCCAAUGAUCACACUUGUCAUUACGAAGCUGGGGCACCUCUUAUCAUUGACAAUGAAAAGUACCAUAAGUUGGUUGGAGUUGCGUCCCAUCUGUUCAAUGGGUGUGAGUCCAGUCCUGGGUCUUUCACCAGAAUCGAGUACUUCCUACCAUGGAUCAACGAUAUCACAAAAUUAAGUCUCCAAAUUUGAAUUAAAUGAUUAAUAAAACAUUUAUUUGUCA